AUGCGGAGGCAAAAUCCGACGAAAAAUUCGAAUUUCUCGAUGAAUUCAACCCGCCAACUCAUAGACUCCCUUACAUCCCAUCUUUCUCUGUACAAUUCAAGCUGCCCAAACCCGAAUCCAAAUUCUAACCCUAAAUGGCGAUCCUCUAUAAUCAAAUGGUUCUCAUCGCUCACCGUCCAUCAACGCCAAGCUCACCUCACCGCCGUUGAUUUCAAGUUUGCUCAAAUUCUCCUCCAAAUGCUCCACAAGCUCCGCUCCAAUGGUAACGGCUGCUUCUUCGUCUUGCCGGACGUUCCCGGCGAUCCAACAUCUCGUGAUCACCUUGCAUGCAGCAGCCAUAGCCUCCCGAGCCUCUGUUUCCGGAAGUCUCACGGGCUCUUGGCUCGGGUUGCGGACUCAAAUGAAUCGGAACAGGCAAUUCGCGACUCGGUUCGACUGUUCAGCUCAAAAGAAGGGGAAAACGUUGCGGACUUUUUGAGGUUAGGGGGAAACGAUUGUAUUGAUUCCAUGACUGUGAGCGAGGAGUUUGUGGAGAAUGUUGAUAGGUUUGUAGGAAUAAUGGAUGACGUUUCUGAUGGGGCAUUUUUGAAGGGGGAGGAGAGUGGGGAGCUGGCUGCGGAAUGGUCAGAAAUGGAAUGGUUGAAGGCUAAGGGGUACUAUACUAUGGAGGCUUUUGUGGCGAAUAAGUUGGAGGUGGCAUUGAGGUUGGCUUGGUUGAAUUGUAAUAACAGUGGCAAAAAAAGGGGUGUCAAAUUGAAGGAGAAGAUCAAUGCUGCUUGCUCAGCGGUCAAUAUGUUCUGGAGGAAGAAGGGAUGUAUAGAUUGGUGGGUCAACUUGGACGAGGAAAUAAAGAAGAAGGUGUUUCGAAUCACAGUAGCAAAAGCAGCAAAAUGUCUGAGUGCUGAAACUUUUAAAGGUAAACACAGUGUGGAGGUCAACAGGUUGCUCUGUAGUCAUCUACCUGGUGAACAACCACUGGGACUGAAAAAGUUCUUGCCUGAUGGGGAAAGCAUUCUCUGUAAUCAAGGACCAGAUGCAAGAAAUGGGUUCAGUAGGACUUCUAUUGCAUUUGAAUAUCCUUCUCAACUGAAAUGCAUGUACAGUAGUUUGGUGCUUCUUCAAGAUGCUUACUUUAUGUUGGCAGCAUAUCAGCAUUGUGGUUAUGAUGCAGACAAAAUGUUUUUUAGCUCCCUGAAUUCUAUCUCUACAACUACUGACUGCAUGCUGAGGAAAAUGCGGGAAAUACUGAUGGUGAUUUCUCUUGAUUGCACAAAAUUUGAGCUACUUGAUGAAGGAACUACUAAUUUAUCAACAAAGAAACAAAAGGAGAAGCUUGCUGCUAGUAAUCACAAGAAAAAAGCGAAGAAUCGCAGUGCAAAGAAGCUUCAUUCGGUGGCUAGAUCUUCGGGAAAUGACAACUCACCCGUUAAACCUGCAAAGGAAAAUGGUACUGGACUUGCAUGCAGCCGAAGUACCUUUCGCCCAUCAUCCGAGCUUGUCAAUGAAUCCCAAGCAUGCAGUAACAGAGAUAAGAAAGGAAAUAUUCAAAACCCUCCAAGGAAGAAGAGUAAGAAAGAGAAAAACAAGCAUAAAAGUUCCUGUUCUCAAAGAUCUGCAGAAAUUGAAUGUUGUGAAACCAGAGAGGGCAAAGCUGCAUCGGUUCCUGUUUUACACCAGGGUGGGGUUCUAAAUUCUAAUUGCAUAGCUGAAGAUCCAGUAGUUGAUAAUGGAUCUAAUAGCAUAUCCAAUGUAGGCUGUAAGAGUUCUGGCUUGAAGAACUGCCAGAUAGCUAAAUUGACAUCAUCGACUAAUGGAGCAGGUGCCUGUGCUGAGACUGCUGGAGAUGGAGCGCAUGAGGCAACUACUCCAGUAGUUCAUCUGAAUGGUCAGCCGGGCUGCAUGGAUGUAGAUAGUGCAAAUUGCAAGCAGCAAACUGAAGUGGUCACUAAACUAAUACCUUCUGGUAAACUCAGUGAAGAUUGUAGUUCAAAAGAAAAAUCUAUUCCCCUUCGAGGACAUGGGGGUUAUAGUGUGUGUGAUAUGGGUAUCAUUAAUUCUUCUACUUACAUCUCUUAUGAAUGGCCGAGUGUACCUCCUCCACAGCUUCCACUUUUUCAUGCACAUCUCCCAGCUGCUACAGAUAGAUUGCACCUGGAUGUUGGUUACAAUUGGCAUAAUCAUUUCCAUCAACCCAUAGUCCCAGCAGUACAUAGAGUGAGAAAUGCUUCAGUUGAGAAUGGGUGUGGUGGUGUGGUAUCUCGACCAGUUCCAAUGAGCUUAGACUGGCCUCCAAUUGUGCGUGGUGUCAAUGGAGUCAACCCAUCAGUUGCUUGCAACUAUGAUUCAGGAUUCAUAUCAAGGCGUCAAAAUUCUAUUCAGCAGAGUUUUUCAGCUUCAAGUGCGCACUGCAGCAUGAUAAACUCAGAGGAUGAUGUAUUGGAUUUUUCUGAUGAUCAGGAAAAUCAGUGGAUGUCUGAAGAAGAGUUAGAGCUGCAUGCAGUGUCUGGAAUGGAUUAUAAUCAAUAUUUUGGGGGUGGUGUGAUGUACUGGAAUCCUUCUGAUUUUCCAGGGAGCAGCUUUUCCCGUCCCCCUUCUCUUAGUUCAGACGACAGCUCAUGGGCUUGGCGUGAAGCAGAUAUCAGUCGAGCUGUAGACGAUAUGGUUGCUUUUUCUUCGUCUUACAGUACAAAUGGAUUGACGUCACCAUCGGCUGCGCCAUUUUCUUCUCCUUUCGACCCGGUAGGUCCAGGAAAUCAGCCUGUGGGUUAUGUUUUAUCUGACAGUGAAAUAGGUGGUAAAAUUCUCCAUUCCUCAGCAACGGUGGCGGAUUUCGUUGCAGAUGAGAAUAUUUCUGGAUCUUUAACUUCCAUGUCUGUUGAUGGUGAGGCAAAGGCUGGAGAUUCACUUCAUUACCCUAUUUUGCCACCAAUAAUUAUCCCAAGUCUUCCAAGAGAUUUGCCAAAAUCAGAUACCAAGCGCAAUGAUCAUAAAAGCCCAUGUGUUCCUCCUAAUGGCCGGGAACAUCGGAUUAAGAGACCACCUUCACCAGUAGUCCUUUGCGUUCCUCGUGCUCCUCGUCCACCCCCUCCCUCUCCUGUUGGUGAUUCAAGAAGACAUAGGGGAUUCCCUACUGUUCGGUCUGGUAGCUCUAGCCCACGACAUUGGGGUAUAAAGGGCUGGUCGCAUGACGGAAUUAAUUUUGAAGAAGCUUGUAUGAGGAUGGAUGGUAGUGAAGUAGUUUGGCCUUCUUGGAGGAAUAAAAGCCUACAAGCCCGCAAGUUAACACAGCCUGUACCGGGGGCUUUACUCCAAGAUCGCUUGAUUGCAAUAUCCCAACUGACUCGUGAUCAGGAACAUCCGGAUAUCGCAUUUCCUUUGCAACCUACCGAUUUGCAUGCCUGUUCUGCUCCUAAGGCAUCUAUUUCUGUGAUCCAUACCCUCCUUCACAAUGAAAUUGACACUUUAUGCAAGCAGGUUGCUUCAGAAAAUUUUAGUAUGAAGCCUUCGAUCAAUUGGGCUGUCAAGCGAGUCACACGGUCCCUGCAAGUAUUAUGGCCUCGAUCAAGGACCAACAUUUUUGGUUCUAAUGCUACCGGGUUGUCUCUUCCCUCAAGUGAUGUGGAUCUUGUGGUCUGUCUUCCUCCAGUGAGAAAUUUGGAGCCUAUAAAAGAAGCUGGUAUCUUAGAGGGGCGUAAUGGUAUCAAAGAAACUUGCCUACAGCAUGCCGCCAGAUACCUUGCUAAUCAGGAAUGGGUUAAAAAUGACUCUCUCAAGAUUGUUGAAAAUACUGCUAUACCUAUAAUCAUGCUCGUUGUGGAAGUCCCGCAAAGCCUGAUUGGAUCUUCCGCAGCUAAUGUCCUAGCACCCAAAAGAGAAUUGUUCCAAAACACUAGCGAGGAGAGCAACUCCUUUUUUGUCGAUCCCGCCAGAUUGGAGGCUAGUGGUUUGCUAGCGUGCCCUAAACUGAAGCAUGAGUGUGAUAAGGAUGUAAAACCAGUUCGUCUUGACAUUAGCUUUAAGUCCCCAUCGCAUACUGGACUUCAGACUACAGAACUGGUUAAAGAGCUCACAGAACAGUUCCCUGCUGCUAAACCUCUUGCAAUAGUGCUAAAGAUGUUUUUGGCAGAUCGUAGCUUGGAUCAAUCAUAUUCAGGGGGUUUAAGCUCAUAUUGUUUGUUGUUGCUGAUCAUACGUUUCCUGCAGCAUGAGCAUCAUCUUGGUCGAUCUAUAAGUCAGAACUAUGGGAGUCUCCUUAUGGAUUUUCUCUACUUCUUUGGGAAUGUCUUUGAUCCUCGCCAAAUGCGCAUCUCUGUACAGGGCAGCGGGAUGUACAUGAAAAGGGUUCAAGGUUGCAGCAUCGAUCCGAUCUACAUUGAUGACCCUCUUUUCCCUGCAAAUAAUGUUGGGAGAAAUUGCUUUCGGAUCCAUCAGUGUAUUAAGGCUUUUGCAGAUGCUUAUUCCACUCUGGAAAAUGAACUAAUCUGCCUACCCAGUAAUGAUGACUUGAAUGUUCUACCGCCCUGUAAACUACUUCCGAAAAUCAUUCCAAGUAUUGACCAUUCAGAUGGUUCCUAA
Molecule: messenger RNA, 4575 nt
Organism: Oldenlandia corymbosa var. corymbosa
Lineage: Eukaryota; Viridiplantae; Streptophyta; Magnoliopsida; Gentianales; Rubiaceae
Source: the annotation of a GenBank genome assembly